This is a messenger RNA of Lottia gigantea (owl limpet), 1308 nucleotides long. RefSeq lists its product as hypothetical. Lineage: Eukaryota; Metazoa; Mollusca; Gastropoda; Lottiidae. The transcript has a single exon. The record is from RefSeq and is a predicted model, not a curated record. The coding region runs from base 1 to 1308 and encodes 435 amino acids.
AUGGUCUCUAAAGGAACAAUUCUGAAAUAUGUUGGAAUCGGUAUAAUCCUCAUCAUUGUCUUGCUUAUGGGACCAACAUUCAAACAUUAUAUGAAUUUAUCAGUCAUCAAGGCAAAUUUGAUACCCAUCCCUAAGGAGCUAUAUCAGGACAAUGGGACGGCCACUGUACGGAAUAAAUUUAAAUUGGUUCCUAAAUACCCGAAGAUAAAUGAACCGAAAACGUCUGUGGAAGAUCAGAAAAACCAGAAAAUAAAUGGACCGAAAACGUCUGUGGAAGAUCAGAGAAACCUGAAAUUGAAUGGACCAACAACGACUCUGGAAGAUCAUGGAAACCCGAAAAUGAAGGAACGGACAACAUCUGUGGAAGAUCAGGGAAAGGAAAUUACGACCAACAUCAAAUACCUCGUAUAUUUAUGUGAUAAAAAUAGACGCUGUGGCGGAUGGGGAGAUCGUCAAAGAGGUAUUGUGACGGCGUUCAUAUGGUCUUGUUUAUUAAAUCGGGCAUAUAAAAUAGUUAUGACGUCAUCAUGCGACUUGACUCAAUUUUACCAGCCAAAUAAAAUCAACUGGAUUUUGGACCAAAAUGAAAUUAAAAAUAAAACUUCUAAAGUCAUAGAUGUAAUGAAUUUACAUGCCAUUUCAGUGGACGAAGAAUUUAAACCGUAUGAACACAUAGAUAUUCUUUACGUAAAAACUAAUAAUCCGAAAUUUUUCUAUUACCUCAACCAAAAUAUUAAUCUCAUGCCAGAUUAUCUAAAAGGAAUAAACGGUUUGGAUUUUCGAAUGGAAUUUUUUAAAACAGUGUGGUCUCGUCUCAUGAAGCCAACAGAGAGAUUAAAAAAUCGACUUUUAAAUGCUACAAAACCUAUGUUUAUUGGCGGACGUCGAGCAAAUCUUGUGACUGCGCAUGUGCGUAUCGGACGAAGUAAAUACAUGCCCUAUGAAAGAGUGGUGUUAAGUUUAGAUUCUACAAAUAUUAUUUUAAACUUUUUAGACAAAUAUAAACAUUCGAAAAUAUACGUAGCCACAGACCAUGCAGACGUGCGAAAAGCUGCCAUCGCUAAAUUGGGCAACAGAUAUAUCGGGAGUUAUGCCCCCUUUUUGAACCCUGAUAAUACAGCCAGGGGUACCAAACUAGCUUGUUGGGCAUUUGAAAUGACUCUCGUGGAUCAAUUGGCGAUGAUAGAUGCAGACGUGUUAGUGACUAGCCCCAGUGGAUUAAGUACAUAUGCAGCAUAUCUAAAUCCGAACACGGAAGAGAUAUAUCGUUUUAACGGAACUACUGUGAUACCUUAUCAUCCAUUAUGA